This is a messenger RNA of Glarea lozoyensis ATCC 20868, 1317 nucleotides long. RefSeq names its product ARM repeat-containing protein. Bases 1 to 1317 code for a protein of 438 amino acids. The record is from RefSeq and is a predicted model, not a curated record. The transcript is spliced from 4 exons. NCBI's taxonomy places the organism in Eukaryota, Fungi, Ascomycota, Leotiomycetes, Helotiales, Helotiaceae.
AUGCACGACGACCUACGGCGACGCGCUUUGGAGAGCGGAAAGACAGUUUCGAAAAAAGCUCAGUCUCGUAUCUCUUCCAGAGCUUCCACUGCCCCAACUUCUCGCACACACAGCAGAGCUGUCAGUCGCCAUGGCUCUGAUGACGAAGAUGGAGAUCUAAGCGAUAGCACAAACUGGAGUGUCAACUCGAUCGAUGAUAUGCUUGCGACAGAUCUGCCCGAAGACGCCACCGAAGCAUGGAAACAAGACCUCACCGAUCGCAUAGAAGAAAUCAUAGAUAGAAAAAGAAGUAGCGCCCAAGGAAGAGAGACGACCCUCACCGCAUAUACUCAUUACUUGAUGAGCCAUUAUGCUUUCGACCAGAUAAAACACAAGACCAGCGAGUUGUUCCCGGCGUUAAUGAAGAGCAUUAAAGUAGACAAUACAGAGAAAGAAAUAUGCCUUGCACUGAGAGCUAUUGCACUCACCAUUAUUACGGUCCCCUCCGAAACAGCAUACGACGGUUUAUUCCAGCCCUUAAAGAGAACCUAUUCAGAUUCGGAAUAUCCUGCGGUCAAAGCGACGGCGAUACAUACACUCAGUACAGCAGCAGUAUAUGGAGGUGCUGGAGAUGAUGAAAUUGGUGAUGUGAUGGAUGAUUUACUAGAGAUUAUCGAAUCAGACGGAAAUUCCAUCGAGGCAGCAGACAACGGAGAAGUGGUAGCAGCAGCGUGCCAGGCAUGGGGUUUUCUGGCAACUUCGCUCGAAGACCUCGAAGAAAAGACAGAAACCGCAAUGGAUGCAUUCGUAGAACAGCUGGAGAGCAGUGACACCAAAGUCCAAGUCGCAUCUGGUGAAAACAUCGCUCUAAUCUACGAAAAGAGCCACACCCCACGAGAAACUGACGACGGCCCUGUAAGUUCCGACGAUGAAGACGAAAUGGCCGCCGAAGAAGCGCGUUUCGUAAAACGGUACGACGUCUACCGCCAAAAUAACCAACUCGAGCAUACCCUCCGCCAGCUCGCGACCGAGUCCUCCAAACGAAUUGCAAAGAAAGACCGGAAAACGCUCCACACCAAUUUCUCGGACAUCUUGAACACUGUCCAACAUCCAGCACUCGGCCCGCGAUACUCGACCGCAAGAGAUGAGAAUGGUCGUAUCUAUGGCUCGAGAAUGACGGUUCGCGUACAUAAAUCGGGGACGAUGAAGAUUGAUAAGUGGUGGAAGUUACAUAGGCUUCAAGCCCUGAGAAGAGUUCUUGGUGGUGGCUUUGUCGUGCAUUAUGAGGAUAAUGAGGUUGUGUUUGAGAGUCUGCCAAUCAUAAUCCAAGCCGACUAA